Messenger RNA from Notolabrus celidotus (New Zealand spotty), 5179 nucleotides. RefSeq names its product sorbin and SH3 domain-containing protein 2-like. Gene Ontology annotation, cellular component: plasma membrane. Gene Ontology annotation, molecular function: protein binding. The record is from RefSeq and is a predicted model, not a curated record. NCBI's taxonomy places the organism in Eukaryota, Metazoa, Chordata, Actinopteri, Labriformes, Labridae.
GCUACACGCAGACCCAAUGAGCAGCUCGCGGUGGACUGUUGCUGAAUGAAAAUACACAGAGGCCAUUUUGCGCUGCACGAAGCCACCACCACCACCACCACCACCACCACCACGACAUCAUUCAACAAUAAUACAAACGGAAACGAGAGGCAGGUUCAGCCCAUUUCUGGAUGGAGGCGAGUGCUUAAAGAGCUGCUGGAGGUGGUGCUGCUGGGGUUUGGUUUUUGGGCGCUUCCAAUUCAGAUAUGCGGUGACUAUUUGUGCCCUCUUGGAGGUUCGUGCCAUGAGGAAAACAGGACAGGACAUCUUCACCGCAUUGCUAUUCGAGCCCCUGGUGGUGACCCCCCGAGAGAGAGGGAGCCGCCGCCUUUAGUGAGCUGACGGACACCGGGUGCAUCCAAACAGGUGUACGGUUUCAUCACACGGACGCAGUGCUAGCUUACGAGCCUUGCUGUAGCUCUCUCUAAUUCCUCUCCAGUGAGGAGGACUCCAAGUCAUUUCUCAUGGAAGAGGCUGUUUACCUGACGACAUGCUGCGGAAUUAGUCGAGGAAAAAGGGAGUACUUUUAAAGGCAUUAAGCAGGGUAAGACCUGGGAGUAAAAAGCUUGACUGAGAGGAGAGACUAAACCCUGAGUGGAGUGGAGGGGAAGAGAAAGACAAAACAAAUCAGAGCAUAAGAAGAGAGAGAGAGAGAGGGAGGGCUCACAGCUCACCUAUACCUGAGUCUUAGGAAGUCUCCAGACUGUUGGUCUUAUGACGGAGAGUGUGUCCCCCUGCUAUAGAUCAGUAAGAAGUGCUCUUCAAUAUGAAUACAGAUAGCGGAGGAUCCGCUCGCCGUAGCGUGGCCUUGUCACUCAUACUCUCUCCCAUGAAGAGGGUCCAGAGCUCACCAAAUCUAGGAACAGGGAGUGAUUCUCACUCAUCAGACUUGGAUUCUUGGCGGUCGCGCAGUGUAACAGAUGGCCUUAAGAAUGGAGAUGCUGGCAGCUCAUCUCUUGCUGCCAAAGGCUUCCGCAGCGUUAGACCCAACCUACAGGAGAAAAAGUCAACACAGGGGCCUCCCUCCCCCGACCCCACGGCACGGCACUCUCCCUUUCGCUGCCACAGCUCAGAAUCACUCGACUACCCGUCGAGCCUAAUGCCCAAGGCUCUGUCGCCCACCCCGUACAUUGCUAGCAGCGCAGGCGGCACAGCCGGUGUGGCGAGCGGGCCGAGCUUUACCGCAGUCAGCAACCCGGGCGCAGGUGGCUUCGUGUCACCCUCAGCCUCCCCCGUGACGGUGUCAGCUCUCAGCCACUACUCGUCAUCCACGGCGGGUCUGCUGGACGAGCUGCAGAUCUGUAGCCUGGACUCACCUGGCGCCUCACCCACGCCGCCUCCCACCUUCAGCCACGUCUCCACCGACACAUCCACUGCUGGCCCUGAUGAUACGCUAACAACCUCUGUGGCCUCCACUGCUGCAGCAGCCUCUGUCACUAACGGCCAGGUCCUCUCUCACGCCAUGAACGGAAGCACCAGCCAUCCUCAGAGGCCCCUCUCUCCUCCAUCCUACCCUCCUCCCCCAGCCUCACUCCACACCGGGCUCCCGAGGCAGAGCAGGAGUUCAGAGGGCAGCGAGACAGUGACCAGAGAGUCUGUGAUGUCGGGCCAAACCACUAUCAGCAGCACUGUGCCCAUUGCCCGCUUCUCCGAAGAAGAGAAAAAGGUCUCCGUCAUUAAAGCUCCUCAUUAUGAAGGGAUCGGCCCCGUGGACGAGUCCGGCAUCCCCAUCGCCAUCCGCACGACGGUGGAUAGACCGAAGGAUUGGUACAAGACUAUGUUCAAACAGAUCCACAAGGUUCACAAAGCAGCCUACAGAGCCUCAGAGCCAGAACUCAUUAGACGAGAGCAAGAGAGUCUGGAGAGCAGGCGGAACAGAGAGAGACCUCUGACAGACUCUGAGCUGUCCUGGGAAAUCUGCUCUCAUUUAGUGGGCUCGACAGAAUCACACAAUGAUGACUAUUCUGACACAUACAACGCCACAUACGCUGUCAUAAACAACGAUGAGUACAACCUGUCAUCCGGCACCACUUUGGCCCACCCUGCUCCCAGAACACACACGUACAGGCCGCUCGCCAAAAGCCCCUCCGACAACGGAGGGCAUCUGGGGCCUCGGGAGCCUUCGCCAUCCCCAGUACCUCCACCUCCUCCACCCAUGCCAUCGCUGCUGCAACUGAGGGCCAGAGACAGUGACCGGGAGAAAGACUCACCUGACUCGAAUGAGUGGGGACCUCCAAACAGGAAAGUGGACACACGAAAGUACCGCGCAGAGCCCAAGAGUAUUUUUGAGUAUGAGCCUGGAAAGUCGUCUAUUUUGGAGCAUGAAAGACCGACCUAUGAUGACAUAGAUUUAGAGAACGAGCCUUGGUAUAAGUUCUUUUCCGAGCUGGAGUUUGGGCGGCCGCCUCCUAAAAAACGGCUGGAUUAUAAUCCAGACAUCUCCGCUCGCCAGCGCAUUGAGACUUCCCUACACAUCGCUCCUGCUGACAAGGCUCCGGAGAGACCUGCGAGUGCUGCCAGCGACUACAGAAAGAGAAGGAAGUCAGAACCGUCCAGUUCUCAAGCUAAUGCUCAGCCUCAGAGCAGAGCUGUAACCUCCCCUAAGCCUGUGGAUGCCUACAGACCCAGCAGCAGCCUAAAGAAACCUCUGGUUCGUUCCUCACCAUCCUCACCCUCCAGAGCCAAAGACCAGGAUGUCUCCAGGAGUUAUUCCACUAUAGACGGGCGCCACACCCCCCAGAGUAGAAGACCUACUCCUGACCGAGAGAAACAGCCUGCGAGAGCCAUUUAUGAUUUUAAGGCACAAACAGCUAAGGAGCUGACGUUUAAGAAGGGUGAUGCAGUGAACAUCAUCCGGCAAAUCGACAACAACUGGUACGAAGGAGAGCACCGUGGACGGGUCGGCAUUUUCCCCAUGUCAUAUGUGGAGAGGAUGCCCUCCUCAGAGAAGCAGCAGCCGAUUCGUCCUCCUCCGCCAGCACAUGUCAGAGAGAUCGGAGAGGGGAUAGCUCGCUACAACUUCAACGCUGACACUAAUGUGGAGCUGUCUCUCAGAAAGGGUGAGAGAAUCGUCGUGAUAAGGCAGGUGGAUCAGAACUGGUAUGAGGGCAAAAUCCCAGACACAACCAAACAGGGAAUCUUCCCUGUGUCAUACGUUGACAUCAUCAAGAGCUCUCCAUCCAAGAGCUCCACCCACCACAUCGACCCACAUGGUUAUGCCGGCAACAGGACACCGAGCUCCACACCGGUCAAGCGAUUAGUCCAGGAUGCACUCCAGGGUGGAGGAGACCCGUACCAGGCUGUGUACAACUACCUUCCUCGCAACGAGGAUGAGCUGGAGCUGAAGGAGGGCGACAUUGUGGAUGUGAUGGAGAAAUGUGAUGACGGCUGGUUUGUUGGGACCUCUCGGAGGAGCAAGUUGUUCGGAAUUCCAGGAAACUACGUGAAGCAGCUAUAAUGACGAUUCCAGACUCCCUUCCCCUUGCCCCGCCCCUCUCUCUGUGACACUUCAUCACCCUACAGCACAGCACCCCGCAGGACACCACCCCCCCAACAACGAUCCCUCAAGUCCUGUCGCACGUCCUUGGUUUGCGUGUGUGUGUGUGUGUGUGUGUGUGUGUGGCUGGUCAGCUUCACACAGACCGAACAUUUAGCUGUAACUAGCCAACUUUAAUGGAAGACUUCUAUGAAAUAACACCUUUUUUUAAUCUUAUCUUCUACCUUAUUUUUUUAUCAAGGAGAACCCAAACUUUGUGCUCCAGUCAGUGCCCUUUAACUUUUGACAGUUAUGGAAGGAAAUCAAAGGAACUUUUUAAAACACUCACUGACACGAAAAAAAAGGGCAUCGCAGCAAAUGCUUUCUUUCUGUGUAAGGGCAGUAACCAUGAUCCUGUUUGUUAUUUCUCUGCAGAGUCACAUUCAAACACUCGUCACAUUUCAUUUCAGUGUUCAAUCACAGAUAUCCCCAAGACAUUCAGUGCAGAGAGUGACGUGGAACACAGUAUUUAGUCAGCAGGUCUGUUGUGUAUGAACUGCACUGAAGGGAUUGCAGCUGUGCAGACGAUGUUUCAGGUAAAAGGAUGUUAGUACCUGUGGAUACGAUGUACAUGCAUCAAUGCUAUGUGUUACCUAGGUCAUUAUUGGUUGAUAAGAAUCUGAGGAUGCUGAUAUACAGUACUGUCGAUAUAACUCAAGUAUUACAGCAAUGACUUUUAAUAUUGCUGAUAAGGAAGUGGGGGAAAAAAAAUCACCGACUCACUGUUCCUGCAUCCUAACCGAUGGAUUAAUGUUUAAGAUUAGAAACACAAACAUGAUGAAUUGGUUGGUUUGUUCAACUUCACUCUAGGAUUGAUGCACUUUAACCAAAUUGUGGUUUUAUUUUUUAUAAUCUCAAAUCUCACUUCAGACGUUACACACCAGAGGUUAACAGGAGAGGCUUCGGGGGUUUUAUUGGUCAUGUUUGAAGUGUAGCAAAAAAUGUUGCCAACCUUUUAGGUAUUAUAUUUAUGAGAUGACACCGUGCUGGUCAGACUGAUGACUUUAUAGAAGGACGGAACAACACUUGUUUUUGACACUUCUUUCAUCAACAGCACAUUUGGAGGGAUUGUUAUUUUAUUAAGUAUCAUGUUCGGACAUAUAAGAUAUUUUAUGGGUUAUGAUUAUGCGGGUGUCAUGAUGUUUUAUGUUGAAUUAUUUAAGCCAGGUGCAGGAUGAGAUGGCGUUUAUCAUGAAAUUCAGUCAUUUAACUAACAGUUUUUUCCAUUAGACCUUUGAAGCAUCUUUUGAAAGUGUUUUUCAGAGAGUGUGUCACUGUUCAUGUAGGUAUAUACUAUUUAGAACUUACUGAGGAUUUCCAUGUUAUCUUGUGCUACGUGCAAUUUGAAUGAUUUUUUUUUUUUUUCUCAUUUGACAUGUUUCACAUUGGAUGAACACUGACAACAAAACAAUUGUUGAAGCACCUUAAGAUAUUUUGUUUUCUCAUUCAUGCAUCAUACGUCACCCUCUGUCAUCCACCGUUUGAGCUGGAGUGAGAUCACUUUGUGUGCGUGUGUGUUUUGUAAGUCUUUUGUAUGAAAGCUGUAAAAUGGCCAACAUCCACUUUUUGCUUUAUAAAGUCAGCUUUUUCUCACCCACCAUCACA